Protopolystoma xenopodis is the source of this 261-nucleotide messenger RNA. The record is from the annotation of a GenBank genome assembly. Lineage: Eukaryota; Metazoa; Platyhelminthes; Monogenea; Polystomatidea; Polystomatidae.
AUGAAGAAGAGAUUCUUUGGUCGAUCUCACCACAAGACGACGGAUGAAUCCCGUUUUACUACAGCCGUUUGGCCUUUAUACGACGUUCAGGUCGACGCACUUCACGAGACCUCCUCCUUUGUUUCGGGUGAAAACGGGCUGAGCUUUCGUCCAUCAAAGGAUGGACAUCAUCAGAGCUGUGUCUCAUCAUAUGAUGGACAAAAGCUCAGCCCGUUUUCACCCGAAACAAAGGAGGUGGUCUCGUGGACUGCGUCGACCUGA